AUGUCUCGAAAACGACCAAGGCAAUCUAUUCCUUCUCAUGUAGAGUUUGAAAUAGAUACUUCUGACGAUAAUUGUGACGAGCUCGUCGCGAUUCCGAAUCCAGACAAUUCUGGUUGUUCUAGUGAUUCCGAUUCUGAUUUUGAAUCAAACGAUCACCUUUCGAGUAUCGCUUAUAAACAAGCAUCGGAAAAUUACACAGAUAAUCAAUGUAAAUUGGAAGGAGAUCACCAAUAUAAGUGGAUGGUUGGUGAAAAGAGCUACCCGAAUGAGACUGAAGACAAAUUAUUACUAACUGACGGUUUGGAUGAUUUGAAUACUUUCAUUGGCAUCAUCAUUGUAAGCUCGUUCAAUAAAAGAAAAUCUCAAAGAGACUAUUGGUCAACUGAUCCCUUCUUAUUAUGUGAGGUGGUUUCUUCUGCAAUGCAACGCGAUACAUUUGAGAAAAUCAAAUCAGAAUUAAAGUAUUCGAUGCCUAAAGACAAUGAUCCCAGUGAUAAGGCAUGGCGCGUUCGUAAAUUACUACAAUUAUUUCAGAGAAAUAUUCGUCAGUUUGGCUUGUGGAAGACUGCGUUAUCUGUUGACGAAAUGAUGGCCAAAUCAUAUGCAAGAACAUCGCUAAAACAGUUUAUCCGGGGAAAACCCAUACGAUUCGGACUAAAAUUUUGGGGUCUCUGCACCGCCGAUGGAUACCUGUUGAAUCUCGAUUUAUAUUGUGGAAAAACCUCAUCAAUUGGAGAUAAAUCGGGUAAAUGUGCUCUAGGUUCUCGUGUAGUGAUGGAAUUAUUGGAUCCAUUUCUCAAAUCUAUCCCUCCUAAGAAGAUAUCUCAGUUCCAUCUUUACUGCGAUAAUUUUUUUACGAAUUUCGAUCUCCUAGUACAUUUGAAAAAGUUAGGUUUACAAUGUACAGGAACUAUAAGAGAAAAUCGAGUCAAAGAAAAAAAUGUAAUCGACAAAAAGUCUCCACGAGAGAUUGAGAUUGAUGGAUCAGUAUGGACAGAACUAUUUUUAGAUGUUGAAAAAAGAAAAGAAAAAAUUGUUUGUGAAGAAACAAGUUUUUAA
Molecule: messenger RNA, 1059 nt
Organism: Chelonus insularis
Lineage: Eukaryota; Metazoa; Arthropoda; Insecta; Hymenoptera; Braconidae
Product: piggyBac transposable element-derived protein 3-like
Exons: 3
Coding region: 1-1059 (352 amino acids)
Molecular function (GO): sequence-specific DNA binding
Source: RefSeq, a predicted model, not a curated record